Orycteropus afer afer is the source of this 702-nucleotide messenger RNA. RefSeq names its product cytochrome P450 2J2-like. Gene Ontology annotation, cellular component: intracellular membrane-bounded organelle; cytoplasm. The coding region runs from base 1 to 702 and encodes 233 amino acids. The transcript is spliced from 6 exons. The record is from RefSeq and is a predicted model, not a curated record. Gene Ontology annotation, molecular function: heme binding; iron ion binding; oxidoreductase activity, acting on paired donors, with incorporation or reduction of molecular oxygen, reduced flavin or flavoprotein as one donor, and incorporation of one atom of oxygen. Gene Ontology annotation, biological process: xenobiotic metabolic process. Lineage: Eukaryota; Metazoa; Chordata; Mammalia; Tubulidentata; Orycteropodidae.
AUGGAAUACAAAGAUAUUAAAUUGACUGUGUCUGUGGCAAGAAGACUCGUCAUGUCCAACGUCCGGGUAUGGAAGGAGCAAAGAAGGUUUGCCCUGACUACGUUCAGGAACUUUGGUUUAGGAAAGAAGAGCUUAGAAGAACAUAUUCAGGAGGAGGCCUACCACCUUGUUGAGGCAAUAGAAGAGGAGAAAGGACAGCCUUUUGACCCUCACUUCAAGAUCAACAAUGCAGUUUCCAAUAUCAUUUGUUCCAUUACUUUUGGAGAACGCUUUGAGUACCAGAAUGGUCAGUUUCAGGAACUGCUGAAGUUGCUGGAUGAAGCCUCAUAUCUGCAAAGUGGACGGUGCUGCCAUCUCUACAAUAUCUUUCCAUGGAUAAUGAAAUUCCUUCCUGGAGCUCACCAGACAGUCUUUAGAGACUGGGAGAAAUUGAAACAGUUUGUUUCUAGUAUGAUUGAAAAACACAAGAUAGAUUGGAAUCCUGCUGAACCGAGAGAUUUUAUUGAUGCUUACCUCACAGAAAUGGCAAAGAAUACAGGCAAUGCUACUUCAAGUUUCCAUGAAGAAAACCUCAUCUGCAACACACUGGACCUUUUCUUUGCUGGAACAGAGACAACUUCUACUACACUGCGCUGGGCUCUGCUUUACAUGGCCAUCUACCCAGAAAUCCAAGAUGAGGAAACUGAGGCUCAGAAAGUUUAG